Messenger RNA from Abrus precatorius (Indian licorice), 4158 nucleotides. Its product is annotated as protein HASTY 1. Lineage: Eukaryota; Viridiplantae; Streptophyta; Magnoliopsida; Fabales; Fabaceae. The transcript is spliced from 22 exons. Gene Ontology annotation, molecular function: nuclear export signal receptor activity; RNA binding. Gene Ontology annotation, biological process: RNA export from nucleus; protein export from nucleus. The record is from RefSeq and is a predicted model, not a curated record. The coding region runs from base 142 to 3774 and encodes 1210 amino acids. Gene Ontology annotation, cellular component: nucleus; RNA nuclear export complex; cytoplasm.
AGGAGUGAGCCCAAUUACAUAACCGAGACUUGGUGUUGACAGAAAAGCGAACCUCUCUCUCUCUCUCGUCUGAGCAUCAACGAUAGAACAGAAGAAGUAAAGCGAAGAAAAAAAGCUUAGAAGCAGCAGUAACAGUUAAAGAUGGAAGACGGUGUUAGUAACAACAGCGUGAGUGCCAACAAUGUGGCCCAAGCUAUUGCCACCGCCCUUGAUUGGGCCUCCACGCCCGAUUCUCGACAAGCUGCUGUCACCUUUCUCCAAUCCAUCAAGACAGGUGAUGUACGGGUAUUAGCAAACACUUCGUUCCUUCUGGUGAAAAAGAACUGGUCCUCUGAAAUUCGGUUGCAUGCCUUUAAAAUGCUGCAGCAUUUGGUGCGUUUAAGGUGGGAGGAAUUAAGCCCCGAGGAACGCAAGGAUUUUGCGAAUCUUUCCGUUAAUUUGAUGUCUGAGAUUGCAGAUCCUUGUGAAAAUUGGGCUCUCAAAAGCCAGACGGCUGCCCUUGUUGCCGAGAUGGUUAGAAGAGAGGGUCUUAAUUUAUGGCAAGAAAUGCUCCCAUCUUUGAUUUCUCUAUCCAACAAGGGUCCAAUAGAGGCUGAGUUGGUGGCAAUGAUGCUGCGGUGGCUUCCUGAAGACAUCACAGUUCACAAUGAAGACUUAGAAGGUGACCGACGAAGGCUACUUUUGCGUGGGCUAACUCAAUCAUUGCCUGAAAUUUUGCCAUUAUUAUACACUUUACUAGAAAGGCACUUUACAGCCGCUUUAAAUGAAGCUGGUAGAAAACAAAUGGACUUUGCCAAACUACACGCCGUUACUGUAACAGCAACUCUGAAUGCAGUAAAUGCAUAUGCUGAGUGGGCUCCAUUGUCAGAUCUUGCUAAGUCUGGCAUCAUUCAUGGUUGUGGUAUCCUACUAUCCGCUCCAGAUUUUCGACUUCAUGCUUCUGAGUUUUUCAAACUUGUCUCUCCAAGGAAGAGGCCCGUAGAUGCAUCUGCUUCUGAAUUUGACCAAGCUAUGAGCAGCAUCUUUCAAACAUUGAUGAACAUAUCUAGAGAAUUUUUGUACAGAUCUGGUUCAGGUUCUGGGUCCAUAGAUGAGGGUGAAUAUGAAUUUGCUGAAUAUAUAUGUGAAAGUAUGGUGUCACUGGGUUCUUAUAACUUGCAAAGUAUUGUUGGCGAUAGCACCAUACUUCCACUUUACCUAGAACAGAUGCUGGGACUUUUCCAACAUUUCAAGUUUGGAAUUCAUUUUCAAUCCCUGCAAUUCUGGCUGGUGCUAAUGAGGGAUUUAAUGUCAAAACCAAAAAUAUCCACACAGUCAGCUGCUGAUGGUGCAGCUGUUAGCAGCACAGGUUCUGGAGAGGUUGAAAAUGCAAAGAAAAAGGCUCUAAGCUUUGUGAAAGAUGAUUUUUAUGGUGCAAUUUUGGAUACUUCUUUUCCUCGCAUGCUCAAGAGAGAAAAAAUUCUGCAUGAAACUGCUGUUUCUUUAGGGGUAUUGGAGUUGUGGAGUGACAAUUUUGAGGGCAAGGGCACAUUCAGCCAGUACCGUUCUAGGCUGUUGGAGCUGAUUAGGUUUGUUUCUUCUUACAAACCCCUGAUAGCUGCUACUAAAGUUUCAGAAAAAAUUGAUACAAUCAUUAAGAGUGUCUCGCUUUCACCGGCCCCAACUCAGGACUUAGCUGUGAUGGAAAGCAUGCAGUUGGCUUUAGAGAAUGUAGUGAAUGCAGUUUUUGAUGGAUCCAAUGAUCUAACCAAGGCAAAUGCCGAAGUUCAGUUUGCAUUAUGCAGAACAUUUGAAGGUUUACUCCAACAAUUUAUUUUCUUAAAAUGGACGGAGCCUGCACUUGUGGAAGUACUUGUUCACUAUUUGGAUGCAAUGGGCCCCUUUUUGAAAUAUUUCCCUGAUGCAGUUGGCAGUGUUAUUAAUAAACUAUUUGAACUUCUAACAUCUCUUCCUCUUGUAAUCAAGGACACAUCAACAUUUAGUGCUAGACAUGCAAGGUUGCAGACCUGUACAUCAUUUAUUCGGAUAGCAAAAGCCGCAGACAAAAGCAUCUUGCCCCAUAUGAAGGGCAUUGCUGAUACGAUGGCAUGCUUGCAAAGGGAGGGUCGUUUACUUCAGGGAGAGCAUAAUCUUCUGGGCGAAGCUUUUCUUGUUAUGGCUUCAUCUGCUGGGUUUCAACAACAGCAAGAAGUCUUAACAUGGUUACUAAAACCUUUGAGCCUACAGUGGACACAAUCGGAGUGGCAGGAUAAAUAUUUGUCUGAUCCGCACAGUUUGGUUCAGUUGUGCUCUGACACAUCAUUUAUGUGGUCAAUUUUUCAUACAGUGACAUUCUUUGAGAGGGCACUGAAGAGAAGUGGAGUCAAGAAAGCUAAUUGGAAUUCAGAAAACAGCUCAAUUGCAAAUUCAACUUCUUUAAAUCCAAUGGCCUCUCAUAUAUCAUGGAUGUUGACUCCUCUCUUGAAACUACUGCGUAGCAUACAUUCCCUUUGGUCUCCAUCUGUAAGUCAAGCUUUACCUGGAGAGGUCAGAGCUGCAAUGAUCAUGAGUGAUGUUGAGAGGUUCAGUCUUCUUGGAGAAGGGAACUCUAAAUUGCCAAAGGGUUCAUCGUCAAUUACAGAUGGAUCUAAGGUGGACAUGAACAAAGAAGGAUAUGCUGAACCAAAUGAAUCUGGUAUACGAAAUUGGUUUAAAGGCAUCAGAGACAGUGGGUAUAAUGUAUUGGGCUUGUCAACGACAAUUGGGGAUUCGUUUUUCAAACAUUUGGAUGUGCACUCUGUUGCUGUUGCUUUAAUGGAGAAUAUACAGUCAAUGGAGUUCAGGCAUAUAAGGCAGCUUGUUCAUUCCACUUUGAUUCCCUUGGUUAAAAAUUGUCCUUUGGAUAUGUGGGAGAUUUGGCUGGAAAAGCUUCUACACCCAUUAUUCGUCCAUGCUCAUCAAGCUCUUAGCUGUUCAUGGUCUAGUCUUCUACAAGAUGGAAGAGCAAAGGUUCCAGAUGUUCAUGGCAUUCUUAGUGGAUCAGACUUGAAGGUGGAAGUGAUGGAGGAAACACUUUUGAGGGAUCUCACGCGUGAGAUGUGUGCACUCCUCUCUGUCAUUGCUUCUCCUCCUCUUAAUACUGGAAUCCCUUCUUUGGAACAGUCCGGGCAUGUUAAUCGAUUAGACACGUCUUCUCUAAAAAGCUUGGAUACAGUUGCAUCAUCCUCUAUGGUUGGUUUCCUUCUAAAGCAUGAAGGUGUGGCCCUCCCAACACUUCGAAUGUGUUUAGAAGCUUUUACAUGGACGGAUGGUGAAGCUGUGUCUAAAAUUUCUUCUUAUUGUUCCACGUUGGUAGUUCUUGCAAUAGUAACAAAUCAUACAGAACUCAUUGAAUAUGUUUCUAGAGAUCUUUUUACAUCCAUUAUUCAAGGAUUAUCCCUUGAAUCAAAUGCAAUAAUCAGUGCUGAUCUAGUUGGCAUUUGUCGUGAAAUUUUUGUAUAUCUUUGUGACAGACACCCAGCUCCCAGGCAGGUUUUGAUGUCUCUCCCCUGUAUUACCCCGCAAGAUUUACUUGCCUUUGAGGAAUCUUUAACAAAAACAUCCAGUCCAAAGGAACAAAAGCAGCACAUGAAAAGCUUGCUUCAAUUAGCAACCGGUAACAAAUUAAAAGCACUUGCAGCACAGAAAAGUGUAAACAUCAUUACGAAUGUUUCAAUGAGACCACGCACCGCAGCCAAUGCUCCCGAGUCCAAAGUUGAUGAUGGCGAUCCUGUGGGGUUGGCAGCCAUCAUCUGAUAUGAAUUCUGAGCUCAUGGAAGGUUUUGUGUACAGUAGUGAGCUCAUAUUGAGAAGAUUUUGGGUUUUUAUUAUUUACUAACACGGGGUGCGAAAACAUUUCUUCCCCGUCAACAUUAACAAGGAGAAAUCGAGUGGGGGUACAAAGAUUUUAUGUCCUUCCUCUGUUUGCGCAUAGCAACAUGAGAAUCAGGUUUGAUGUAUGCAUGCGUUCCAUCAUUUGGAAUGCAUAGCCAUGUACAACAUAACACAACCAUAAUUGGCAGCUAUUCAGACUUUUUGUAUUUUAAAUCUCUGUAGUAGUAAUUUUUCCCAUAAUUCAAAGUUCGGUUGUGAUUAUAACUAUUUUAUUUUUUUCCCCUUUAGAUGCAUAAUAAAAUGAGA